Molecule: messenger RNA, 3834 nt
Organism: Pogona vitticeps (central bearded dragon)
Lineage: Eukaryota; Metazoa; Chordata; Lepidosauria; Squamata; Agamidae
Source: RefSeq, a predicted model, not a curated record
AUGCGGAGCCCAGCCCAGCCCUCGGCCCAAGGAACAAAGGCCCAGAGAUACAGGGAGGCAACCCCGGCUUCCAUGUGUCACAGGCCCUUAGCGGCCACGCUUCGUGGCAGAUCCGUGGUAUGCGUUUGCAGAGUUCCCGGCGUGGUCUCCAGCUCCCGGCAGAUGCACCCCACAGAUGGUUUAAUCCAGCAGGGCUGGUCGCUGAGUUCCAGUGGCGACAUGCAGGCCUGGCUUCUUCGACUGAGCCCUCCAGGUCCCUUCCUGUCCCACGGCAGGCCAGAGGGGAGCAGCACCAUCCAGAUUUACGCCGCCUCCCCCCCCGACACGCCCCCUUGCAUCCCAUCCACGUGGCCUGUGGUCCACCGAGGCCGUCCGGCGGCUCAUGAGAACGAGCCGAAGGCUUUGCUGGUCCUUCUGUCCCCCACGAGACCCCCGUGGGGGCCGUCCACGGGGUUCCCCUGCUCCGGCUCCAUCCACGGCCCGGAGAGGCAGGGGUCCAGGCCCUGCGGGGGCCUCAGGUCGCCCAGGAAGUCCACCAGGCCCAAGAAGGCCGUCACGAGCGAGAGGAAGAGGCCCAGGAGGUUUCUAGACCUCAAGGAUAAAAAAGAUAAAAAAGGGGCCCGGCUUUGUUUCGCGCAGCCACAGGCGGCCCCGCGCGCGGCGCAAGGGCCGGAGACCAGCGCCCGAGAGCCCCGGCGAGGCCAGGCCAGGAUCCCGCGCAGCUCGGACCCCCCGUCGCUCGUGUCGGGGGCAGAAAAACCAGCAGAGAGGAUCGGGAGGGGGGGCGUUGCAUCCCGAGGCGGCGCUCCCCUGCGGAAACAGCUGGCGGGGAGGGGCGGGGGCUGCCGGCAGCACCUCCUCCGCAGCUGCCUGGGUAAUUCUGGGAGUCGUAGACCAGAAGCCGAAAGCUGCCCAUCAUCCGCUCGUCAAAGAGGGGGAAAAAAUGUGGUUGGUCUGGCGUGCCUUUUGCUGCAGCGGCUUUUCCCGUCCUCUCGGCAUCCUCCAGCGGCUGAUGCUGCUUCUGCUCGGCUUCCUUGGGCUCGGCUGCUGACCAGGAGCGACUUCCUGAUCCUGCCGGGCUUCAUUGACUUCACGGCAGACGAGGUGGACCUGACCUCCGCCUUGACGCGCAAGAUCACCUUGAAGACGCCGCUCAUUUCCUCCCCGAUGGACACGGUCACAGAGUCGGACAUGGCCAUUGCAAUGGCGCUUAUGGGUGGCAUUGGCAUCAUCCACCACAACUGCACCCCUGAAUUCCAGGCCAAUGAGGUCCGUAAGGUGAAGAAAUUUGAGCAGGGCUUCAUCACGGACCCCGUGGUGCUGAGCCCGACGCACACGGUGGGCGAUGUCUUCGAGGCCAAGAUCCGGCACGGCUUUUCGGGAAUCCCGGUGACCGAGACGGGCAAGAUGGGCGGCAGCCUCAUGGGCAUCGUGACCUCCCGGGACAUCGACUUCCUUUCCGAGAAGGAUUAUGGCACCCCUCUCAGCGAGGUCAUGACCAAGCGGAGUGACCUGGUGGUGGCCCCCGCUGGGGUCACUUUGAAGGAAGCCAACGAGAUCUUGCAGCGGAGCAAAAAAGGGAAGCUCCCCAUAGUGAAUGACGAGGAUGAGCUGGUGGCCAUCAUUGCCCGUACGGACCUCAAGAAGAACCGCGACUACCCGCUGGCCUCCAAGGACUCGCGCAAGCAGCUGCUCUGCGGGGCGGCCGUCGGCACCCGCGAGGACGACAAGUACCGCCUGGACCUCCUCAUGCAGGCGGGGGUGGACGUGGUGGUGCUGCUGGUGGCCAUCAUUGCCCGUACGGACCUCAAGAAGAACCGCGACUACCCGCUGGCCUCCAAGGACUCGCGCAAGCAGCUGCUCUGCGGGGCGGCCGUCGGCACCCGCGAGGACGACAAGUACCGCCUGGACCUCCUCAUGCAGGCGGGGGUGGACGUGGUGGUGCUGGACUCUUCUCAGGGAAAUUCCGUGUAUCAGAUCAACACGAUCCACUACAUUAAGCAGAAAUAUCCAGAGCUGCAAGUCAUUGGGGGCAAUGUGGUGACAGCGGCCCAGGCCAAGAAUCUCAUCGACGCUGGCGUGGAUGCCUUGCGCGUCGGCAUGGGCUGUGGCUCCAUCUGCAUCACGCAGGAAGUGAUGGCGUGUGGCCGGCCCCAAGGCACAGCCGUGUACAAAGUGGCAGAGUACGCCCGCCGGUUUGGCGUGCCCGUGAUUGCCGACGGCGGCAUCCAAACGGUGGGCCACGUGGUCAAAGCCCUCUCGUUGGGAGCGUCGACAGUUAUGAUGGGCUCCUUACUGGCCGCCACCACGGAGGCCCCAGGCGAGUACUUCUUCUCGGAUGGGGUGCGGCUGAAGAAGUAUCGCGGCAUGGGCUCGCUGGACGCCAUGGAGAAAAGCAGCAGCAGCCAGAAGCGCUACUUCAGCGAGGGGGACAAAGUGAAGGUGGUCCAGGGGGUGUCGGGCUCCAUCCAGGACAAGGGCUCCAUCCAGAAGUUUGUGCCCUACCUGAUUGCUGGCAUCCAGCACGGCUGCCAGGACAUUGGCGCCAAGAGCCUCUCCAUUCUGCGGGCCAUGAUGUACUCCGGGGAGCUGAAGUUCGAGAAGCGGACCAUGUCAGCCCAGAUUGAGGGUGGGGUGCACAGUCUCCACUCUUAUGAGAAGCGGCUGUACUGAGGACUCUUUCCGGAGCAGCAACAGAGGCAACGGAUCAGGUCCCGGGCGCGCCCUCCGCCCCGCCCCCAACAGCCCCACCCCGGUCGCUGCCACCAGCUGCCGCCGCCACUGCACCUGAGCUGCCCGCUGGCCCACACCUGGCACCUUGGGGGGGGGGCACCAGCGCGGACACAGACUGAGGUCACACCGCUGUGGUGCCGCCUGGGCGCACAGGGGGGGCUCUCCCUCCGGCCGGCCCCUGGGGCAGGGUGGGGCGUUCCUUGAGGGAGGGGCUCUCCCUUUGGGCUGCCCCACAGAAGCCUCUCCAGGGCACCCCUUUGGCUGGUGGGGGUGGGCGCCUCGCCCCUGCCCUCUGGCUUUUCCUUGGGGAGGGCUGGAGGGAUUGGGGGCUGCUGCCGGGUGGCCCCGUACCGGCAACAGCAGGUCCCCCCCCCCCCCUCUGGCAGCAGCUUCUCCUGCUGCUAAGGAGCCCUGAGUAGGCUCCUUCCUGAAGUGUGCUGGACCGGAGGGGGGGUGGUCCCUAGGGUGGUAGAAAGCGACACCCCACGGCCCUCCGUGGCCACCCCUGCAGCCCCACUCUUUUUUUAAAAAAAACACCAGACCCAUUCCAGACAGGGGUCUGGCCUCUCUCUCUCCCUCUCCCUCUCAGGCCAUUGGGGGGGGGGCGUCUUCCAGCAGACUUGAGCCUUCUGGGUUGGGGGGACGGAGAGACCUUCGCUUGGCACCAUCCCAAGAGUUUCUGGGCGCCUUCAGAGUUGGGGGUGUGGUGGGCACCGGGCAGCUGCUGCAGAAGGCACACAGGGAGUGUGUGUAUGUGGGGGGGGGGCGCAGGGAGUCUCCCUGGCCUAGAGGCCUGACCUUCCUCCUGGGUCCUUGCCAUGUCAAGGUGGUGCUCACCCUCUCUGGCCCAGGGGGCCCUGAGCGCCACCCCCUUUCGCAGUGGGAUCAGCCACAGGAAGCACCCCCACCCCCGUGAAGUUGGGGUUGGAGAAGGGGGUCCACCCCUCCUCGCGUGGAGGGCCACCAUCUUACGGACUUCAAAGUUGCAUUCCCUCCCUCCCCACCGCUUGAAGGCUGUGACUUCUGCGCAUGUUAGGGUCCAACAUUUUGUCACUGUGUAUUGAUUAAAUAAUAAAGCUACAGAGCAUCCUUUAUCAGGUG